Messenger RNA from Fusarium falciforme, 1467 nucleotides. RefSeq lists its product as hypothetical. NCBI's taxonomy places the organism in Eukaryota, Fungi, Ascomycota, Sordariomycetes, Hypocreales, Nectriaceae. The transcript is spliced from 3 exons. The record is from RefSeq and is a predicted model, not a curated record. The coding region runs from base 1 to 1467 and encodes 488 amino acids.
AUGCCCUGUUUUCGAGGUGUUGACAUCUCCAUCAUCGCCCAACCCGGUUCCAAAAAGCUCCCGGAGUUUCCUCAUUCAGACGCUUCUUCGGUCCGCAUCUUGCCACCAGCCGAUCGCUCUUCCGAUCCGACCAGCGCUGGCUCGGCCUCUCCUGGUGUAGACUCGCCGCAUAUCCAGAAAGCCAGCCCUCAGGUCUCUGUUUAUGUCCCAUCCGUCCCAGGCGCUCAAUUCGGAAUUCAUUACUCGCUCAGCAAGAUACCCGAACCACCAUGCUACCUGUACUUCAAGAUUUUUAUGAACGGCCGAAACGUCACCAACUGUGGAGUAAAUCCUGCUGCCCAGGCCUCGGGCUCCAUCACACGCUCUUUGUGUGAGCCCAGCGACCGAUGGCACUACAAAGAGAACGGGGUAUUGCACAAAAGAGAGGGUAUCGAGGCACGUUGCUUCUACUUCCUUCCGACUUCGAGCAGGACCUCCGUGGCAGAUGACGGCGGCCUCAUCGAAAUUCAGGUUUUUCGAGCCAAGGGCCGCAAAAGAAGGUCGCCUAUACUGGGAAAACACCGCAAUCAGGAUACCUAUGGCAUAGCAACACCAUCAGGGGGGCUUGUAGAGUCCCCUGAAACUGCCUGCUACUACGACUGGAUUCUGAUCGACCCCAAGGAGUUCCCAUUUGUCUCGUUCCACUUUCACUACCGCUCUUGGGCUAAUCUUUGCCAGCUGAAUCUGGCACCAGCUUUCACGGAACUGGGCGAGUUCCCUCUCUUGAUCCAGCGGAGCCCGCGCGGAGUCACAUCAGGACUUUCGACCCGUGACCAUGAAACAAAAGGCCAGGAGUCGAUCAGAUCCGAAGAUGUUUGUGACCAACAUGCAGACACUGAUAGCGAUGAGGGUCUUCUCGAUGUCCUAUCAAGGCUAGCGCUACCACCCAAACCACCAGGUCGUCCCCUCUCAGGCGAAGAGAUUCCCAAGUUGGCACCACCAGGGGGUUCUGCUCGCCCUCUUCCAGAAAUCCCGAUCAAAAAGCCAAUGCCGAAGAAAUCUUUCGAAUCAUGUACACCUUCUAUUACGCCAUCUCUUCUGCCAUAUAUUGAGGAAGAGCCAAGCGAGGUCGAGGAGGAGGUCGAGAUUGGCCUAGCAAAGUCGAUACCCGUACGAUCCGAGUCUCUUCGCGGCAACAAGCCCCGACCACUCAAGCUAGCUGGGCUUGGAAGCCGUCCAGAGCCACUAUCAUUGUCUAAAGAAAGAAUGCAGCCUACUCUUCGCAAGUCGUCGGGUUUUCCAAUCAAGACCCCUGGCCUCGAUCACGGCCAGACCUCUCGAGAGUCCACGAACGGCAGAAACAACCAGGGGUGUCAAGCUCAAAGUGAAAUGGGAUCCGAGAUUGUAUCCAUCGUCACGGAGACAGAGAAAUCUUUCAAAACUGAAUGGACCUUGAGCGAAAGCGAAUGGAUGAAAAGGGGUCGUUGA